This is a messenger RNA of Echinostoma caproni, 2994 nucleotides long. The record is from the annotation of a GenBank genome assembly. NCBI's taxonomy places the organism in Eukaryota, Metazoa, Platyhelminthes, Trematoda, Plagiorchiida, Echinostomatidae.
AUGUCGAGCAAUUUAUCGACUAAGAAACCAAAACUAGCCGACAAAAAGAGUUUCACAACUGUGGAUGAGUUUCCCGAAUUACGAAGGCUCUUGGUUCUGUUAGAAUCGAAUUAUCAGGAUCAUUACCAAGUUUCUCAAGCUGGUUUGCAGAAUUCGCUUCGACUUACAAAGCAAGCCUACAUUGAACAACCGGAGACAAAAACGGCGUCAUCUGUUUGGUUUAUUCCAGUGAAACCGGAGAAAAACGCUUCAAAAGUUGCUAAAAUCAGUCCUAGACAUAUUCCCAAAAAGGUGACACCCAAUCAAAGUUUCGACCAACCAGAUAAAGAAAAAUUGUCCGAAGAGAAAGGAGAAUUAAGAAGUUCAAAAAAUCGAUUGAACGUCAACCUUGGUGACACUGCUCAAAAGAAUCAAGGUUUGGUUACAGGGAGCAAGUUGUUUCACAGAAUCAGCACAGAAUCACCUUCCGAUGUUUCAAACUGUGAUGAACUAAAGAAGAGUAAGCAGUCAAUAAUUCAGAAGGAGGGAGACAUAAUUCCGGGUGAACACCCGUCGAAAUUGAAUAAAGAACUUGGCAAGCAAACACACCUACCAGAGAUGGAAGAUGGAAUUGACAAUCCACUCAUACAAUCUGGUAAUCCCCAACCAGGUUCAUUAAACCCCGAAAAGACAGCAGCCUCUACCUCACAUCUGAAACCUGGGGACAUUCCUCUUACACGAAUUGCUAACAGAAGAGUCAUCAAAGCCCCAUAUGAUUAUCUUAAAGGUUAUACAAAGGAUCAGUUUCAACUUGAACCGGUUCUUCCGCGCUAUCCCGUUCAGUACAGCAGGACAUAUAACCACGCUGAUAUAGUAUCUAAUACGGAACUUCUACAGCAAGCUCGAAAGUAUGGAUCCCCAAAUUUCGUUGCACGUCUGGACAAUGAGAUCAAGCGCAUGCAGGCAAAUUCUGAACCGUUAUUCAACAAAGAAGGUGACGUUGUCUAUCGCUUACGUGUGGAAUCGGUUCGUCAUUUGCGCUUGAGACAAAUAGGGAAUAGUCGCGACUCACACUCGGCAAGUUCCACAUCGAUUACAAACCCCACACCACCCAUGAGUAUUGUACUGCAUGGUUCGCUUUGUGAUGCACCCAGUCUGAAACUGGUUAGCGCUGAACUAGCUCGUUUGGGCGAGGUGGCUGGACAACCAGUUAUUCUACGUGACCCACUAUCGAACACGAGUCAGAUAGACAGAGACAGACAUACAUUUGGCGACGUCCCACAAGUGACGACAAAACGCCAGCCAGAUCAUGAGGGGUGUCCGCAAGUGGAUUAUUUCGCAAUUGUCUGUUCGCGUUUGGGCAAACUGAUCGGUUUGGACAUCAAACCAGUAACUUCAGCGGUGAAACAAAGUCGGUACGACUGGUAUGUAAAAAAUAUCACAGUUGACGAGUUGGAUCGACAAAAGCGGUAUCAUUUCAACUGUAACCGUUGGUUAUCGCUUGAAGAUCAAGUGAUUCAGUGCAGACGUCGGCACACUCAGUCAGCUGGUCGGAAUAAUAAACGGAACAAUGCUUCACCGAACCGUGAAGUGAGAAUCGCUCUCUCGACGUGGCUCAACAGUCCCAAAAGNAAAAGUCUAGGCCAGUCGAUCGCUAGCAAGCAGAUCCAUCCAGAUCGAAUUCAACCAACAGAAAAUAUUUUGUCAUCUAAACAGCCCUCAGUGAUAGCCCCGACCCCGUCGUCGGUCGUCUAUCCGCAACCGGAUGUCGUCGGUCAGGGUGAUCAGUUUAUACAAGUACAAGAUGGCAGCUCAGUGAAGACGGGUACUGAGUCUAUUCUAAUCAAAUUUCCAAUGCUCCUUAAAUCAGACGACUGGGAUCGACUUGAACACGGUGCAACCGAUGAAGAUUCAUUUUGGAGUGAUGAAUGUUUGACAAGUUGGAAAGAUGAGCCAUUUUCAGAAAUAAAUCUCCAAUGGGAUCCCUGCAAGAAGAACCAACUAAACGCAGUUGCUAAGGCUCUUCAAGACUCAACUCCGGAAUACUUGAUCCAAGCUCUAUCACUCCUCCCUUGGAUACAUGUAAAGGAAAUUUAUGGGCCAGAUCACGAUCAAAGUUGUUUGUCGGCCGGUAGUCGCGGUUCAAUCCGAUCCACUCUGUUGAGUGUAGCCAGUGCCAGUCUAACAUUUAUGCCCGAUUGGUUGGUGGGAGCUUUACCUGUUUGUAAAUUAAUUCAGCCGUUACCUGAACCAGAUAUUAUUCUGUCAGUCGAUUUGUACCAAUCUCAGUUCGAGGAGGAAGCGGACCCUCAAACCGCAUGUAAGCUUGAAACUCCUCGAGUGAAAAGCAGUCAACUGUGUCUGGUUUCUACAGUGACUGAUCAACAGAGUCUCUGUAAUGAACAAGUGGAACAACAAGAAGAUGAUGAAGUAGAAGAAGAACAAGGAGAAGAAGAAGAGGAUCCUCCGACGUUGUAUGCUCGGGAACUUUUCCCUCACAGAAAACAAAUCCACGAAUUGCAGGAAGAUGAUUCCGAUAUGACAGGCAAACUGCUUCAACGACCUCCUUUACCACAAUAUCCGUCACAGCUUGCUGAAGAGGUGGAGUAUCAACGGGAUUAUGAAGAUGAACAUUGGGAAUCAGAAGAUACAACUGAACAAUCCACACAGUCAAACAAUCGGAAUCAAAUGCUCCCCCAGGCCGAUACAAUCUCUUGCGGUUCGCACUCUGAUGUGCGAACAGAUUUGGAUCAGAUACAGUCGGUGGAUACAUCAAACGUUCGAAUUGCACCCAUGACAGUCUGUCGACAACUUAUUUCCACCGUGGGACCGGACUCAAGUUUACAGACUGAUACUACCAAAGAGGGUCAACAUAUGGAGCUCACUGUUGGAAACAUAGUAAGUUCAUCUAUUUAUCGAACAUAUCUAUUUCUGUUUCGUUCAAAUUCCAAAUCGAAUUUGAUUCUCCAAGACAAUAGAAAUAAUCUUUUCCCGGGGUUAAAAAGUACCGGGUAA